This is a messenger RNA of Lineus longissimus, 8233 nucleotides long. RefSeq names its product serine/arginine repetitive matrix protein 1-like. Gene Ontology annotation, biological process: axoneme assembly. The coding region runs from base 159 to 3413 and encodes 1084 amino acids. NCBI's taxonomy places the organism in Eukaryota, Metazoa, Nemertea, Pilidiophora, Heteronemertea, Lineidae. The record is from RefSeq and is a predicted model, not a curated record. The transcript has 7 exons.
GGGACAGGUGCCCGUCCAUGUUGAAAUUUUCGCCUGCAAAACAAUUAAUUAAAACAUGGAAAAAUAUGGCCGAGAAAUUGCUUCGAUCUGACUUAAAUUACUAGUUCCAGAUCAAUGUCUGAGUGUGUCGGUGAUGUUGGCAGUACCGCCUCCUGACAAUGUCUGAGCAACACCUGGCAUUUGGAAGUGAAUCUCAAGGUAAAAUCACAAUCAAUCAAGACCUAGCCAGCGCCCUUCUCCGGGACAACGCGAAUGAGGGAAACGUUAUGAGCGCAGUGCCGGGACAGGAGACCGAGAAGGUGUAUGUGGAUUGGCCAGAAACUGAUGACGACGAGGAGUACAGAUUUGUGAGCAGUCGCGUGGACGAUUACAAGGCGAACAACGAUCAAAAAGCCCCGCCUCAAGGAAGCGCUCAGGGGCGUACUUACAUCUUAAAAGAUAAUACAUUACCGCUACCGCAAUCAGUGGCGCCACCUGCGGUAGUUGAUCCAAAAAACUCACCGCUGCACGUUCGUAUCUUGUCGGGGAAUACGUACCAGGACGAACGGACAUUACAAGAUGAAGCUGACUAUCAGCGCCAGCUGCAGCAACGGAUUGAAAACAAUUCACUGAAGGAUGCGCAGUUGGAAAUACCGCGAUUAGACUUGGAGGCGUUGCGUGAGAGUGCACAAGAUUUCGUGGCCGAUUCUUUAGAUGUGAUAUCUGUACGCUCGCCUAAUCCUCCACGGGAAGAUAAUCCCCCUUACAAAGCACAGAAUUUUGAACGUGACUCAUUAGACGUUGACAAUGAGAAGGUAGUAGAUAGUUUGGAAUUCAAUCCGCAGUUAAAUUCCACGUUUAAUCGAGACGCGAAUGGCUACCAGGAGCUUACGGCGAUAGACAGCAGUCGGGAUCCACCACCGCGUGAAACGAUCGUACGGCCUCCUCCGUACGGGAAAGAGGAAACGCAACGGAAUAAUUCUAACACAGAAAUGGACAAGUACAACAGGGCGAAAUUUCAAGCGCAGCACUACGAUUAUGGCGUCAAGGAUGACAAUCGGCGACCUGCGCCGCAGGGUCAAGGUCAUUAUGACCAAGAUCGGGAUCGCUGGGAAGCGGUUGACAACGGGAAAGAGGAUGCGUACUCACAAGACCAAAAGAGGGCAUCGCCUGUCCCCUAUGCUGGGAGGGUCGAAUAUGAGGCUCGAAUUCCGGUAAGAAAUGAUGAAUAUGAUCGAGCUGGUCCUCCGCCCGAGCGAUACGAAACUCAAGAAGAUGAUCGCCGACAACCCCAGCCUGUUCCUGAUUAUCGUUAUGAAAAUUAUGAACGGGAUCAUCCGUAUCGGGAGCCUCCUAGGCAGCAACAGUAUGGAGAGGAUCCAAGGGGGCCUCCGAUGCAGGCCCCUCACCAAUAUCGCGAGCCUGCUCCACAGCGACAGCAGCCUCAGUAUGAGGAUGACCCCCGUGGUGGGCCUCCAAGGCAUGCCCCUCAGCAGCGACAAUAUGAUUACAUUGAUAGGCGCCAACCACCGUCACAGGACCAGAAUCGACAGGACUCUCGCCCAUUGCCCGAAAAGCGGGCACACUUCCAAAAUGACAAUUACAACCAACAGGUGGCAUAUGAACAGGCCCAGCGGCAGGGGCAGUUUAGCCAGCGGCCUCCAACACCCUAUCAAGAGGAGAUAGAUCCUGGACAUUCUGAACAAUAUAAGGGGCCUCCCCCACCGCAGCCCAGGGGGGCUUACCCCCAGGGAAGUGCUCACACCGAUUUAGGUAUUUAUAAUGACGAAUCGGAGUCUGAACCGUCUGCUGUUAAUUUACGGAUGCAAAAUGAAUUGGAACGCGAUUUAGAGGAACUGUAUCAGAAUCGUAAGGGAAAGCCGCGUCGGCAGUUACAAAACGAUGAAGUGUAUAGUCAAACGUUACAGGAGAGAACGGGUGGGAAUACAGACCGAGGGGAGUCGGAUCAACCCGUGAAAAAAUCGCCACAAAAAAGCCCUUCCAAACCUGCGCCUGAUUUUGUUGAAGAUAAUAAACAGACUUACGGUAGAGGCCCGAAACGGACUUACGGUAAAAUUUUAGAAAAACGUAAGGACGAUACGUCACCGAAACGUGAGCGUGGGCCGAAAAAUAUUUCUAAUAGCGCUGGCGCGUUGAGUGAUCAUGAGGAGCGCAUAGAAGUGGAGAAGCCUGUGAAGCCGUCGUCCGCUGAAGAUAUUUGGGCCCAGCGGGCCAAGAGACUCCAGCAGAAGACGAGCGGAAAAGGCCCGAAAAAAUCUUCCAAGGCGAACGAACGUGGCCCCAUGCGGAAAUAUCCGAGCGAGAGCAGUGUGCCGAGUUCUAGCAAGAAACACAUGGCCCAUCUGCAGCCCCUUGAUGCGAGUGAACCUCAUGUGAUGGCGCCGUACCAGGCUGGGACGACGGUGGAGGCGCGGCCAGUCCAAGCAGUGUGGUCGGAUGACGGCCAGAGGGUCAGCCUUGAUAUCAAUCUGAAGUUGGUCAGCCCUUCUCCAAACAACAAGCCCCCUCUUCCACCUGUUGGUCACAGCAGCGACUCCGCCUCAAAUGUUGGCUCAGCAACCCAAGUCGAUCGAAUAUAUGACUAUCCGUAUGCCGACCCGUACUCCCUUGACCAGAUGACGCCUCGUGAUCACGUCGACCAUUAUCUCAACACGUCAGGUCACUACAACGCUCAGGUCAACCCCUACAGGGCACUGCCACCUAUCCCUCAAGAUCAAAAUGAAGAUAGUUACGUGGCCCAGUACCGCCACUCGAAGCAGGCGGCACAUGUCGGUGCUCAGUAUAAACCGUACUCCCUCAAUGACUACAAGAAGAUGCAGAAGGAGGUAAAACUCGGUGGACUCGGGCCGGAUCUGGACAACGAAACACGCAAAGAAAAGCAAGAGAAAAAGAUGCGUCAACAGGAGUAUGCGCGGCAGAUCCAUAUGAAGAAUGUGCAGGAGUACCAGGUGGCCAGACGACGGGUACCACCGCCCCCGCCCAAGGAGGAGCCCAACCCGUUCACUCCGAAUCUCUCCAAGAGAAGUGUGGCACUGGAGUAUUCAAAUCGCGUCCAACGAGGAACAGCCAAGCCAAGCCCAUCACCGCAGCAGACGACACCAAAACCGUCAAAGAAGGGACAGUUACCGCCGAAACCCCCGACGAGAUUUGCACCGACGCAAGGGGGAGUGAACAAUACCUUAUACACCCCUCCGCAGACCACGAGACCCUUUACACAAAUGCCCCAGGGUACCCCGCCUUUACCCGGUAUGACGCCGGCGGUAAAUCGACGAAACGCGGGAAAUAUCAAAGCGAAUCAACCCGAGUUGAUCGACUUGACGAAAUUGUUACAACAGCAUCAGCGUGAUAAAGAGAACGUUACUGCCAUACGUCAGAAUUUGGGCGGGGGGCCGAGUUUAGAGAGUAAGGUGUAGUUUGAAUGAUUUGAAGCUCGUGGGCGUCAGCGUGGCCAAGCGUAGUUUUGCCUGAUUAUUGAAGAGUAUCUCCUGGAAAGUCUUUUUGGCGAACUCCCUACUCCCUAAUCUUCAAAUUCUGACCUCCUCAUUUUUUACAAGGCAUGCAAACAUUUCUGGAUUUACUGUUGCACGCAAAAAUAGUGAGAGAAGCUGAUAAGGCAACAUGAAUCCAUUUCAAAUUCUGCAUUGUCACAAAUGAGUCAUCUGGAAGCUGGUACAUUCGGCAAAGAAGUUCUCUCCUGUCCUAAUCAUGCACUGUGUGUUAGGACACAUGUUUAGAAAGAGGAGAAGACGGUCAAGUACUGUGUAGAUAUGUAUUGAGUUGUCUGUCUUAGUACCUGUAGUGUCCUUGUGCCUACUGUCAUAAGUCACUGUCAGUCAUUCCCAACUUCGUUAGUACCGGUAGGUCCUGUACGAAUUUCAUCCAGCAUGGAAUGCUAUCAUACAAUUUGAGACAUUUCACCUGCACAAAUUUCAGACUACUGUUUUUGUACACACAACCACCAGUGCCUAGUCCACUGUCACCUAGAAUUGUCAGUCGAUCGCACUUUGUAAGAACUGGUAUGUCCUGUCAGACUAUCAAUCACCAUGGUAACGUUGUCGUUCAUUUUGAAGACACUUUCUACGGCACAAGUUAUGGAGUGUUGUUUUCCUACGCACAACCGCACAGUAAUUCACCAUGUCUAUUUCAUUUUAGUCAUGAUGAAGUUAAACAUAUGAGCCGUUUCUAUGAAUGAGGAGCUCAAAUGACAUCUUUCACUCAAAAUAUUAUGUUGAUGGCUGAACGUCGACUAAGACAUUGUUAGCGCUUUAAACAAUAUUGGGUGAUUGUGAUGUAAGAAGGAGGAUCCGAGAGAGUCACCCUGUUCUUCUCAUUAAGACGUGCGCCGACUGGGGGUUGAACCCAUGACCUCAGAGGUAGCAGGCGCUUUUUUAAUUUUCCAAUUUAUCUAUUACCGACAGUGGUAUGGAUGUGGUGAACUUCACCUUGAACACCAAGUUGAAGGUUGUGAUAAGUAUUAGCUAAUUUUAAGACGGUCCCCGAUAUUGAACACUACAGUCUAUGAGACUAUUCAGUUCAAAGGGUAUCUAAUCAACGGUAAUUGAGUAUGAAAUCCCCACCGUGCUAACAGAGAAUUGGUGACAAGACUGUGAUUUAUUUGGUGGGGUCUCCACUGAGCAAAUUCAUGUCUGUUCUAAUCUGGCCUGAAAAAGAUAUAAACAGGGCCAAGAGUAGGCUCCAACUGGGAACCACAGUAAUACAAAUCUUACGUCUGACCUCAACUGAGUAGUACCCUGCCUUAUGGAAAAAUCUUGCCUCUGAUAAAGAGGGCCAAGAGUAGGCUCCAACUGGGAACCACAGUAAUACAAAUCUUACAUCUGACCUCGACUGAAUAGUACCCUGCCUUACGGAAUAAUCUUGCAUCUAAAAAAAUUAGACUGAGUACCUGGCCUUACGGAAUAAUUUUGCCCCUCAAUAAUCAAACCUGGUACCUAGCCUUAAAAAACUCAAUGAGUGCCACCUCGAGGUAUUCUUCCAGAACCAGAUGAUACGUUUGUUUGUGUUGAAGGUAUGAGCUCAUUCAUACAAACUACCCGUGUACCGAUAAGAGCAGCUACCAGGUCGCAGUAGACUAGUCUUUUAUACGCAUCUGUGCCCUGGUAGUUGCUCUCAGGACGGCUCUCUUAACUUCAUCUCUCUCCGAAAGAGGAUUGUUUGCAACGUAAAUCGCAACGCAGGGUUUUAUAAAGAUUGUCAUUUUGUCAUGGUGUCCUGAUUAAAGAGGUCAAAUUGAAUGGAAACAACCAAUUUGGGUCCUAAGCUAGUGUCCUUAAUAGAGAGGUUGUCCUUAAUAGAGAGGUUGUCUGCUUAGGGAGGUUCCACUGUAUUGUGGACUUAAACAAGCCUUGUUGCGAUUGACGUUGCAAGCAGUCUGUUGUAUAGUACAUUUCUGUGCCUGUCACCCUAGACUUUUUUUAUGGAAGUAUUUUAUAAGGUCUAUUUUUGUACAGAGUUUGAGAAUAAAUGUUUACAAUAUGUGUCUGUUGUCUAUCCAAGCUGUCUGUAUGUGAUAAUUUAUUUGAUUAUGUAUUCUGCUGUUUGUUAAGUUCCGUCCAGUUUUGUCAUGGUCUAAUGUCAUUACAACAUUGCGUCCAUCUUUUGUAAAAAUCAUACAAAUCGAUUCAUUUUGUAUGAACAAGAUAUUGUAGGGUGUGUGGGGCAUAUGCUGCGCGCUGUGUUGCUCUUGUUAUUUUUCCUGACGCAUUGCUGAAGUCAAUAUUGAAAGCCAAAUAUGAUGAAAUAUUGAUGAAAACAUGUAGAGAAUUUGAUUUGCUAAUAAGUAAGUAAUCUUAUACUAAUAGAAUUGUGCUCUAAGAAAUGAAAAUUUCUGUGUUAAUACUGUGUGUAAAUAUGACUAGGAUUAAUAGGGCAUUUCUUAGUGUUUAUUUAUGGAACUGGUACCAUGUAGGAAGCUAUUUGUUCAAAGCAAGUCCAUUUGAGAUUUCUAUAGACGUCAUGCAGUGACAUCAUCAGGAAGAUCAUUUUUUAACGUCAAAUCCUUUCCCUUCACACUGCUGAUGUCGUGAAAGUGUGUCACGUGUGGAUAAUGUUGUUGCCCACUGACGACAAACGAGGGCGACGUCACCUGGGUCAUUUGACGUCCCGAAUGGCGUCUUUUCUGUGAUGACGUCAUCUGCAUGGCCUCUGUACUUGUAAUCUUACCGGCAUCCUGGUCGGGGAGUUUUGUUAGUGGAAAAUUAGUCGACUUUAGGCCAGCCCAAAUCACAUCAUUAAGUCGCUUUCAUCCUGUCAUCCCCAUACUCUUAAAAGACUGACCCAAAUAUGAAAUGAACUUUGAGUGGAUAGAUGUUAGGGUUGUGUGUAAUUACUAGAAGGUAGUAAGAUUUGUAUUGAAUAAUGGUCAUAAUAUUUUCAUCAGCGCGUCAAGAGAUUUUGUAAGAAAUUCUACGUUGACCCCGAUGGGGUCCUCAAUUGUAUAUAUAAACACUGCUGGAUAUUUUUAAGAAAUUGUACAGUGUACAUUUCAAAUUGAUGAGUUUUUAUUGACAAAUCAUGCUGUCGGAAGAAUUUGAUUAUUUUUUUGUCUGUGUGUCCUCGUUCUAAUUAUUUCUGUACCAUUCAUAUUUUUUUGGGCGAAAUUUAUUUCGUUGUAAUAUUAUGUUUUCGAUGUAAUUUAUUAUUGUUAAUCUAAUAUGUGCCAUGCCACAUGGCUGUCUGUUAUGUGCAGCUAAUUCAAAGUGGUUAAAAACCUUUUGAUCAAAGCGUAAAUAGUGAAAUUAGUCUAGAAAUAUUGAAAUCUGUCCAGAUUCUUUGUCAGCUAAAAUAUAUCACUGACGGAAGUGUGCGCUGUGACCAGCUUCGUGUAAAUCUGCGGCAGCUGGUAUCUCCCACAUCUCUGUUCAAGGAACGAUAGCCCUCCAGCAGGCUGAAGACCCUGUCAAAAGAACAUGGCUUGUGUGGUUUGUUUCCACAUGGGCACCGAAAUUUGGCAGAAAAAAACCAGCAACAAUUCUCCAUGACUGUAGCAAAAAUGCCAAGUUUCUUGAUCGAGUCCAUAGGUGGGUUGAGGCAGGGGUUAGUGAAACGAUAUGCACCCAUGCCCUAGACUGACCCUGAGCAAAAAUGGGGGGCGGGUGGCUAGGAGAGAUACACCAACUGCCUCUAGAUUCAUACUAAGCUCAGCAGAGCACAUGUUCUCUAACGUCACUUUUGCUCCGUGACAUUAUAUCCAGCUGCCAGGGGAUCUAGAUAGAUCCAAAAAUUUCUGGACUAUUUUCACUACUUAUGCUGCGAUCAAAGGUUUCAAACUACUUUGGAUUAAGUCCCAGCAUAGAUGAAUAUAUCACACUUCACCCAAUCACACCGCUGAAAUAUCCUGUAGGAGAGCUAUUUUUCACUCCCAAUGUUAUAGGAACACCCUUCAGGCUUGUACAAGUACACUGUGGUAUGGAGAGUGGCUUGCCAAAGGCAAGCUAUUGAAUGCCAUGCAGGCCACACCAUCACCACGCCGAAAUACGUCAAAAGACGGCCUGCCGAAUAUCUUACAGAAGCCGAAAUUCGGUCCUCCUUAUCAAACACAUGGGAGAGAAAAACAGCCCGACAGUUAUUUUCAAAUGUAAAAGCUUCCUACUGUACUGUUUCAUUGUGAGUUCUCCUCAUGCCUUGUCAUUUGUAUCUAUCUCAUAUCAUAUGUGACCCGCCAUGACGAAACAAGUCGCGUGUCGCUCCGAGCUUGACAGGUUGAGACGGACUGGUUGUUCAUUUCAUUAUUGUCCGCCUUUUGUGACACCUGAGUACAUCAAUUUCAUCCAUUAUGUCCUGGUGUCCUUUUAGGCUCAUCUUCUGUGCGACAUGCCACUAGUUUGUCGUGGUGGGUCUCAUAUGUCAUCAGUCUCCUCUCCAUGUGUUUAAAGAACCUGUGUGCACUCUAAAACAGUGUGGUUGUGAUCUCUAGGUAAUUUGUCAUGAAACGUUUCUGCUCCAGCCUCAUGUGGUCCCUUUCAGGUAUGUCAUCUGGUUUGAGUCAGUUUGGGAGCAGUAAGAAUAAGUCAAGUGCUUCUAACAGAAAUAUUUUUGGUGUCCAUUUGGGGUGGCACCGUCUAGAUAGAAAUGUCAAGUUGCAGAAGUACCUUGUUGAUGUCUUGGGCUCAUAUCCAUAUUUGAAGUGCCUCGAGUGACUGGAUCAGAAACUAACAUUAUGUUUGCUGCUGCUGCUGAUUACUCUGACUUGUAUAUAACUGAAUAUCCAAAUAAA